AUGCUCUUACUCCCAGCUACGUUACAUCUUCAUCAAAUUUUAUUUACUGCCACGUUUCAAUUUAUCAUCUUUAUUACGCAAAUUUUACCAUCAAUUCAAAAUGUUAACAAUAUCUCGGAACUAAACAGUUCAUCAUCGCCAACGCCACCACCACCACCAGUGGCAGUAAAAUUUGGUGAAAAAGAUGAAGUGCACGAUACAGCGCAUAUCAGACAACAUUUGAAACAGAAAGUGGACAUCGACAAAAUAUCAUUGAACAAGAAUUUGGAAAUUUUUCACUACUUCCGAAUGCAUGAUUUAAACGAAGACGGCAGAAUUGACGGCCUCGAGCUUAUUAAAGCAAUAACUCAUUUACAUGAUGAAAUAAAUGAGAAUACAAAAAGAACAAUUUCUGAUGCAGAUCUAGAAGAUAUGGUAUCAGAAACAUUAAAAAAAUUGGAUAUCGAUGACGAUGGUUACAUAACAUAUGCUGAAUAUAGGCAAGUCGAUCGAAAUUAA
This is a messenger RNA of Cercopithifilaria johnstoni, 498 nucleotides long. NCBI's taxonomy places the organism in Eukaryota, Metazoa, Nematoda, Chromadorea, Rhabditida, Onchocercidae. The record is from the annotation of a GenBank genome assembly.